Molecule: messenger RNA, 780 nt
Organism: Emericellopsis atlantica
Lineage: Eukaryota; Fungi; Ascomycota; Sordariomycetes; Hypocreales; Bionectriaceae
Product: EthD domain-containing protein
Exons: 2
Coding region: 99-641 (180 amino acids)
Molecular function (GO): oxidoreductase activity
Source: RefSeq, a predicted model, not a curated record
UGUUGAUCUCUUCAUCUGCGAGACACGUCUUACUUGCACAUCUUUUGUCUUACACCCAAGGCACUUCUUAGCGCAGGCAGCGCCUUAUAUCACUAGCCAUGUACUUCCUUCAAAGCACGUUGGCUGUAGCAGCUUGCCUGCUGGGCACGGUCCAGGCCUCCGACUGCCACUCGAACACCGGCCUGACCCAAAUGGUCACAUAUGUCAAGAGGCAUCCUGAAUUUACACGCGAAGAGUUUUGGGCCUACUGGCAAGAACAGCAUGCGCCCAAGGUCGCCCCUCUUGCCACACACCUCAACAUUAGCAGAUACCAGCAAAUCCAGGUUGGCGGCCAGAUCCUCCCUACCGAGGGAGGGGCUUCAGCCCCAGCAUCCGAUGAGCUGGUGGACUUUGACGGCAUCGCCAUGUUUCUGUACGAAUCCCCCGAGGUCCUGACGGCCAUGCUGUCACAUCCAUACUACCUCGAGGUUGUCGAGCCUGACGAGCACGUUUUCAUCGACAAGGACGCUUUCGGCCUCGGGAUGGUUGCCACUUUCAUUGGCACCAACGUUGAGAUCGUGGACCGGGCCAAGGAUGUCUGGAUUGGCGAUGAGGAUAUGCGCGAGAAGUACCAAGAGAUAUUUGAGGCCUACCUCGAUUAGACACAUGGGAUUGCCAGAUGUGUGGGUGGGAUUAUACAGCAGUGUCCUAGGCAUGGCUCGGAACCCUAUUCAAACGUCUGGUCCUUCACUUCAUGUUCUGCACGAGCCACUACGUACAGAGAUGAUAGAUUUGAAAGAA